AUGGAGUUCCCCGCUGGUGGAGUGAUAGUCAUCGUUAUCAACACCAUUUUUACUUCGCUCGCGAUCAUCGCCGUGAUCCUCAGAUUCUACGCCAUCCAUGUCAUUGUUGCCACGGCAGUCCUUGCAAUGGUUGAUGGCGGCGCAGGCCUACACAUGAAACAGGCGACCGACCGCCAGCUUCUGAUGUUACUGAAGACAUUCGUUGCAGGGCCUAUAAUAUGGUCCACUGCUACAACAUUUAUCAAACUCUCCAUCUUAUCCUUCUACCACAAAGUGUUUGGCUCGAAACAGUCAAUGAGAAUCGCUGUUUAUAUUGAGAGCACUGUCACUAUAGCCCUCUACCUGGCCGGAAUCCUAGAGCCCUUCUUGCUCUGCCGGCCGUUCAACUAUACCUGGAACAAAGACGCACACGGAACCUGCGGUAAUGCAACAAAGGCGUAUCUAGCUAUAGCCGUGGCCAACCUGAUCGUUGACUUGUCCAUAUACCUGCUUCCAAUACCGGUAUUGUGGAACCUCCAGAUGAAUUUGGUUAAGAGACUAGCACUGUGUGGUAUAUUUGCCAUCGGUCUAGUCCUUCGGAUAUAUGCCGUUUUGACCCUCAAAGUCAAUGAUUAUUCCCAUUCUAUGAUCAAGGAUGUAACUUUCGGUGGCUUGGAGGUUGAAUUGGGUGCAAUAAACGCUUGUCUCCCAUUCUAUCGACCACUUGUCGCCAAGUAUAUCCCGAGUCUCAAGUUUGAUCGCAACUCUAGCAGAGGGUCAUAUGAUAGCGCAAAAUCUCGGCCAGGUCAUGUCCCCUGCAGUAGUGAGGGCGCAUCCCGGGACUCACGUGGGUCACAAAACCCAUUAAACCCUCCAAGCUGCAACCCUUAUGUUGACGAAGUAGUUGGUGAACCAUAUGCAAAUGGAGAUGGGCAUAUCCAGUUAGACGAUAGCUCGCUAGAAAAGGGAAUUACCCAGGAGCAAAGGGCUACCAGUCGUUGA
Trichophyton benhamiae CBS 112371 is the source of this 981-nucleotide messenger RNA. RefSeq lists its product as uncharacterized. The transcript is spliced from 5 exons. The coding region runs from base 1 to 981 and encodes 326 amino acids. Lineage: Eukaryota; Fungi; Ascomycota; Eurotiomycetes; Onygenales; Arthrodermataceae. The record is from RefSeq and is a predicted model, not a curated record.